Messenger RNA from Hydra vulgaris (swiftwater hydra), 373 nucleotides. RefSeq lists its product as uncharacterized. NCBI's taxonomy places the organism in Eukaryota, Metazoa, Cnidaria, Hydrozoa, Anthoathecata, Hydridae. The record is from RefSeq and is a predicted model, not a curated record.
UCUCUAACAUUUAGUGGCACGGCUUCUGAUGGUUUUAUUACACAUAUGUUUGCUUACUUUUUACCCCCAGAUAAUGGAAUAUAUUUCUUCGAUAUGACUAGCACAUGGUAUGGUUUAAUGUAUAUUUCUACGCUAGGAAAACAAGACAGAAGGGUGCUUGUGUGGGGCACUGGAACAAUUUCAAAGUCGGUAUACAUGGAAAAAAGCAGGAAAAUAUUGAUUGAGAUUGUUACUGGUGGUCAAUAUGGUAAUUGGCAGUCUCCUAUUAUACUAGAUGUAACUUUACCCAACAACACAAAGUAUUCGCCUAUUCCUCACAGCUUUUUUGAUUCUCUAUUGUUAAAUAAUUUUCAUUAAAUUGUUUUAAAAGUCU